UACCAUUUCCGAGAACAAGUAAGCAAAGAUCUCAAAGUCUUUUUCGCAGGAGAGGGGGAAAAGAGGAGAAAGGAAGGAAAACAAAAAUCUCCAUUGCUGCCCAUCUUUUUGCAGUAGGGAGCUUUGCCGCUGCUCUAAUUUCAUCUGAUCCGGUCUGUUUUAGCCUAUAUAUAUGGUUUUGUACAUAAUCAUUUGCUUUUUCUUUUUUUCCCCCAAUUUCUCCGUACUUGUGAAGCGGGAGGGGACAAAUGGAGACCUAAAUUUCGCUUCUCCUAAUAUGUUGGUCGACGGUUUAUGAUUUUUAGGGUUUUUUGGUGAAAUAGGGCCGUUUCUGGGUGAAACAUGUGGACUGGUUAGCUAGGGUUAGUGAAGUAGUCAGGAGCUUUUUCGUGUGUAUGAAGAUACGGUGUUUUCCUUUUCUGUGUUUUGGAGGAGAAGAGGAAGAUAAUAAUAUCAGUUCUACUAAUUUAUAUUAUUUUUAUUGUUGUAAGACGGUAAAGAGCACAAUGAGGAAGGACAUUUGGGGGACUGAACCCGAGGAAAUGGAGACCGAUGAUUCUGAAUUAGGUUUUUGGCCUACUUUUCACAAUGUUGGUGGCGGUGGUGCUGAGGGGGAGGGGUUAAGGCUACAGGCAAGUGGUGAGAGAGCAAAUGGGAAUGAGAGAAACGAAGGGUUUGGUGUUGAUGUCGAUUUCAACGAAAAAAGUGACAACUUCUUGCAGUGGAUAAUUGGGUCAAGGCAUUCUGCCAGUGGUGGUAGUGGAAGCCAAGGGGUGAACUUGGAUGUUAAUUUGAAUUUGGGGUUGGGUGGUGAGUCUUCAUGUUCAUCUUCAUCAAUGAUUGCUACAGGAAGAGAGAAUUGUGAUCGAGAUAUACAGAAUAAACGGCCCAAAGUUCAUUCUUUUUCUCUGGAUUGGGGCACUAAUUUUGAAAAUGAAAUUCAUGACCUUGCUCCCGUGCAUGAGGAGGUUGGUGAUGAGGAUCUCCCUGAUUCUAGCAUUGCAGGAGGCAAUGCUAGAAAUCGUGAUGAUACUUUAAAAAUAGCAGUUUCGGAGGUUCGGAUGGAUCUUACUGAUGACUUACUGCAUAUGGUUUUCACUUUCUUGGAUCACAUUGAUCUUUGUCGAGCAGCAAGAGUUUGCAGGCAGUGGAGAGAUGCAAGUUCUCAUGAAGAUUUCUGGCGGUACUUGAAUUUCGAGAAUCGAUUCAUAUCUGUGCAGCAAUUUGAUGACAUGUGCCGGCGGUAUCCUAACGCUACUGCAGUAAAUAUUUAUGGUGCUCCUGCUAUCCAUCCUCUUGUGAUGAAGGCCAUCUCUUCAUUGAGAAAUCUUGAGGUUUUAACUCUGGGCAAAGGCCAGUUAGGCGAGACCUUUUUCCAAGCCUUAACAGAUUGCCACAUGUUGAAGAGUUUAACCAUCAAUGACGCUACUUUGGGUAAUGGAAUUCAGGAAAUUCCCAUUUACCAUGAUAGAUUGCAUGAUCUUCAGAUAGUGAAAUGCCGUGUGCUCCGUAUUUCUAUCAGGUGCCCCCAGCUUGAAACCUUGUCCCUCAAGCGCAGUAGUAUGCCUCAUGCAGUUCUUAAUUGCCCCCUUCUGCGAGAGCUUGAUAUAGCUUCCUGUCACAAGCUUUCAGAUGCUGCAAUCCGUUCAGCAGCCACAUCAUGCCCACUCUUGGAAUCCUUGGACAUGUCCAAUUGCUCAUGUGUCAGCGAUGAGACACUGCGAGAAAUAGCGAUGACUUGUGGAAAUCUCCAUAUUCUUGAUGCUUCAUACUGCCCAAACAUAUCUCUUGAAACCGUGAGACUUCCAAUGUUGACUGUUCUUAAGCUUCAUAGCUGCGAGGGUAUAACGUCUGCUUCAAUGGCUGCUAUAGCUUCUAGUUAUAUGCUUGAGGUUCUUGAGCUUGAUAAUUGCAGUUUGUUGACGUCAGUAUCUUUGGAUCUGCCACGCCUGAAGAACAUAAGGCUCGUACAUUGCCGGAAAUUUGUUGAUUUAAAUUUAAGAAGCAGUGUGCUAUCCUCCAUCACAGUUUCUAAUUGCGCCUCUCUCCAGAGAAUCAGUAUUACAUCAAAUGCGCUGAAAAAACUGGUCUUGCAAAAGCAAGAAAGCUUGACAACAUUAACACUGCAAUGCCAAAGUUUGCAAGAAGUAGACCUUACUGAAUGCGAGUCUUUGACCAACUCCAUUUGCGAAGUUUUCAGCACAGGAGGAGGCUGUCCUUUGUUGAGAUCAUUAGUGCUUGAUAGUUGUGAGAGUUUGACAGCAGUGAGUUUCUGCAGUACAUCUUUAGUCAGUUUGUCACUUGCUGGUUGCCGUGCAAUAACUUCUCUUGAACUCAGAUGCCCUUACCUGGAGCAUGUCUCAUUAGAUGGUUGUGACCAUCUUGAGAGGGCUUCAUUUUCACCUGUUGGUCUUAGGUCCUUGAAUUUGGGCAUUUGCCCCAAAUUGAAUGUGCUCCAUGUUGAAGCACCACUUAUGGUUUCACUUGAAUUGAAGGGGUGUGGUGUAUUAUCUGAAGCAUUGAUCUAUUGCCCACUUCUCACUUCUUUGGAUGCAUCUUUCUGCAGCCAGCUCAAGGAUGACUGCUUAGCUGCUACAACAUCUUCGUGCCCGCUUAUUGAAUCAUUGGUGUUGAUGUCAUGCCCCUCUGUUGGUCCUGAUGGGCUUUCGUCUUUGCGCUGCCUUCCCCACUUGACCUACCUGGAUCUGUCCUAUACCUUUUUAGUCAAUCUGCAGCCUGUUUUUGACUCCUGUUUGUAUCUAAAGGUUCUAAAAUUGCAAGCAUGUAAGUAUCUUAGUGACACAUCAUUGGAGCCUCUCUACAAAGGUGGUGCUCUACCAGCCCUCUGUGAACUGGACUUGUCCUAUGGGACACUCUGCCAGUCCGCAAUAGAGGAGCUGCUUGCUGGAUGUAUGCAUUUAACUCAUGUCAGCUUGAACGGUUGUGUCAAUAUGCACGAUCUGGAUUGGGGAUUUCAUGAUGGACUGUCUGAAAUCAGCACCUUUUCCGGUUCAUUUGACUCUACUUCUCGGGAAAAUGGCCUCCCGUCUAAGGACCAACCUAGCCGCCUGCUGCAGAACCUAAACUGUGUUGGUUGCCCGAAUAUCAAGAAGGUGGUUAUCCCUCCAACAGCCAGAUGUUUCCAUUUAUCAUCAUUAAACCUCUCAUUGUCUUCAAACUUGAAGGAAGUUGAUAUAUCUUGUUGCAAUUUGUUUUUUCUUAACUUGAGCAAUUGUUACUCGUUGGAAAUUUUGAAGCUUGACUGUCCAAGAUUGACCAGUCUUUUCCUUCAGUCGUGUAAUAUUGAUGAGGAUGCUGUGGAAACUGCCAUAAUGCAAUGUAACAUGCUGGAGACUCUUGAUGUUCGCUUUUGUCCAAAGAUAUCUCCAUUGAGCAUGAGUUCAUUGCGCAUGGCAUGCCCGAGUUUGAAACGCAUCUUCAGCAGCUUGGCACCACCAUGACCCAAACGGAAAAUACAUGGAAGCAUGAACUGAGCAUAGUUUGUAUUUACAGUCAAUACAUAACAUAUUGAUCAUUUCCGCUAGAGUCGCAUAUAUAUAAUAUUAUAUAUAUUGAUUUUCUGAGUGGUGUUCAACGCCUUGGUGCUUGAAUCAGAUGCUUGCUGAGGAGGAUACCAUAGGUCAUUUUGUAGUAUUUUCAUCUGAUUAUUACAUGCUUGGUUAAUCAAGUGAAGCAGAAUUCUAUUACUCGUAUUUUAUUGAAUUUACAUUAUUUGCUACUGGGGUGAGGUUCUUAAUCUUGGUUAUACCAGUUGAUUAUGGUCGAAUAUACUGCCUUCCGACGUAUCAACUUGAUACUCGGAUUUCGUGUGGAUGGUGUUCUGAUUCAUACAAGAUCUGACGUACUGUAAGAAUAUUAGUGUAUCAUGUACAAUGUUAUAUAAUUAUAGCUUUGGACCACCACAUUCUU
Molecule: messenger RNA, 3930 nt
Organism: Sesamum indicum (sesame)
Lineage: Eukaryota; Viridiplantae; Streptophyta; Magnoliopsida; Lamiales; Pedaliaceae
Gene: SLOMO
Product: F-box family protein
Molecular function (GO): protein binding
Source: RefSeq, a predicted model, not a curated record